AUGUUUGGCUUAUCCUUGUUGACAGUGGAGCAACGAACGAGCCGAGUACGUCAAGACGCCGACAUGCUCCAUCGAAGGCUCAAGCUAUGGCCUGAGAGGAAUCGACAAGACCUGCGAAGUUUGCUGGCCAAUUGCACAGAGCUCACACGGUGGGCCGCCGGUCAUACGUCAGAGCCGCCACCGCUGACAGGCUGCCCAUCAGAUACCUUUGUCGAUGCCUGCUGCACGCGUUCUCUUUGCAUGAAGUCAAUUAUGGGCUUCGCGCCUAAGCAGAACCGUAAGCCGUCCUUCGUUACUUCGCUGUCAGGAUGGCCUACUCGUAAGCCCGCAGGUCAUUUCGACCCACCAAAUGUCUUUGCACGAGUCAGGUGUAUGAUCGGUGCUCCGCCAUGCCAUCGCGUACCCGAAAGAGGUCUCGAGAUUCCGUGCCAAUUUGUGUCACCCGAAGACAGAGAAGUCCCCUUUUGCAGCGUCAGGGACUUCUAUACAUGA
This is a messenger RNA of Mixia osmundae IAM 14324, 492 nucleotides long. RefSeq lists its product as uncharacterized. The transcript has 3 exons. Lineage: Eukaryota; Fungi; Basidiomycota; Mixiomycetes; Mixiales; Mixiaceae. The record is from RefSeq and is a predicted model, not a curated record. Bases 1 to 492 code for a protein of 163 amino acids.